Molecule: messenger RNA, 1296 nt
Organism: Nematolebias whitei (Rio pearlfish)
Lineage: Eukaryota; Metazoa; Chordata; Actinopteri; Cyprinodontiformes; Rivulidae
Gene: ciapin1
Product: cytokine induced apoptosis inhibitor 1
Exons: 9
Coding region: 58-999 (313 amino acids)
Biological process (GO): iron-sulfur cluster assembly
Cellular component (GO): cytoplasm
Molecular function (GO): iron-sulfur cluster binding
Source: RefSeq, a predicted model, not a curated record
AUCUCUUUACAUUUUGACUACGUGACUUUUCAACAACCGCCAGGAUAGCAGGAUAUCAUGGCAGACCUCGGUGUCAAAGCAGGAGACAAGGUGCUGUUUGUGUGGGCUCAGCCAUCGACGCCAGAAGCUUUGAAACAACAUGCAGAGGAACUGGGUGCUGUUGUUGGUGCAGAUGGACAUGUGGCUGUGGAGAACAUGGAGAGACUCCUGCUCUCUUCUCAUGCAGCAUCCUCCUUUGACUGGGUGCUGUCCUGCCUUCUCGCUGACAGCUCCUUCAUCCACACAUCAGACUCUUUAGCAGAAAUGGUCAGGGUGCUUAAACCUGGCGGCAGGCUGGUCCUUGAUGAACCAGUUACAGAUACAGAAACACAAACGGUGAAAACCGCAGAGAAACUUGUGUCAACACUGAAGUUGUCUGGCUUCAUGUCAGUAACAGAGGUCAGUAAAACAGAGCUCAGUCCAGAGGCGUUGAGCACCUUCAGAGCAGCUACUGCUUACCAAGGAAACAUUUUGUCCCGAGUGCGUAUUUCUGCCUCCAAACCAAACUACGAGGUAGGAUCAUCCAGCCAGAUCAAACUUUCCUUCGGAAAAAAGACACCUAAGCCAGCAGAUAAACCAGCCCUGGAUCCCAACACGGUGAAAAUGUGGACACUGUCAGCCAACGACAUGGAUGAUGAUGAUAUGGAUUUGUUGGACUCUGAUGCUCUGCUUGAUGAAGAUGAUUUAAAGAAACCAGAUCCAGGCUCUCUGAAAGCACCGAGCUGUGGGGAAGGAGGUGCCAAGAAGAAAAAAGCCUGCAAGAACUGCACGUGUGGACUUGCUGAAGAGUUGGAACAGGAGAGUAAAGAAAAACAGAAAACUAACCUUCCAAAAUCUGCAUGUGGGAGUUGUUAUCUUGGCGAUGCCUUCCGAUGUGCCAGCUGCCCGUAUUUAGGGAUGCCAGCGUUCAAACCAGGAGAGAAGAUUGUUCUGGACAACAACACUCUGACAGAUGCUUGAAGAUCAUUUCUCAGCUCUGCUGCUCAUGCUUCAAGACAUUACAUUCCUUUUUUAUUUUAUUGUUUUCAUCCAUCAAGACCGUGAAACAUUACGUUUUGAUGCUGUCGUGUAUAAACAGCUGAAAAAACUUUCAUAUGAGAUUCAAAUGAGCAGAAAACAGAAUUUACAAUCUAUGUCUGCGUGCGCUUAAUCACGUUUCUAAUGUGAUGUUUCAAAUUAAACAAAAAAAAAGCAAUAGUCUUGUAAUGUUACAACACAUCAAUUUACUCUGUUUAAAAACAAUUACAAUAUGAUCAA